AUGUAUAUCGACCUCAACGUCCCUAUACCUGCAAUUGUAGAUGUUGCACCGGUUCGGUCAAAAAAGAAUAAGGGCAAACAACCCCAGCAACCUCAGAAACAGCAGCCGGCGGUGUCGUUCACUCCUGCCCAGUUGUCUUCAAUAGAGGCGAGGAUUGAAUUGCUCGUGUAUUGUAGGGUAGUAGGAUAUACCGUUUUUGCCCUGAAUCAAACAGCACAGAAAAGGGUCGACCCGAAGACCCAUGUUAAUAUCCUUGACCCUUUACUCUCACAGCUGCGAAAGCGCAGUGGUGUAGCGUUUCUGAAACGCCUCACAAUAGUCUUAGACGAGGACAGCGACAAGGGUUUUGGCCUGACAACAGGAAACGCCUCUCUUUUCGCACCUUACGAUCUCAUAGCCCUUCUCCCUACGACCGCAGCAUCAUUUUCUCUCGCAUGUCUCUCACAUACAAGCCCCUCACCGCUUACCGCGCACAUCAUUUCCCUACCGCUCACUUUACCUCGACUACCCUUCAAUCUCAAGCAUACAAUGGUGCGCACCGCACUAAAAAAUGGCACGGUCUUCGAGGUGCCCUAUGCAGGUGCCCUUGGCGCGGAAAGCGAUACUGCUGGAGCGCUUGUAGGUGGGAGCGAGGGCGGGUCAGGCGCGAAACGGAACUGGUGGGCAGCAGCACGCGAGGUCGUGAGGGUGACGAAGGGUAAGGGUAUCAUCGUUACUGGCGGUGUCAUGAACCAAGUAGACUUGCGUGCACCGAGAGACAUUGGGAACUUGAUUACGCUACUCGGCCUGCCACAGAAUCUUGCACACGAUGCGUCUACUAAAAUCCCACAAUCGUUGAUUCUCCGCGCACAAACUCGGAAGACAUAUCGUGCCGUGUUCUCCGAGCCAACAGUGAUUAUCCCAGAGCCGUCAUCUUCACAGCCUGCGAUCACUCUGGAAGCACUCGCAGAAUCCAUCGAGAGUUCUCGCCCAUCUGUCGAAUCAGACACUGACGGAAUCGUUGGCAAGAAGCGGGCGCGUCCUGACGAUGAUAUUACCUCCCAAGUGGAGCCGUCUGUUGCGCCAAAGCAGGUUGGGAAGGCUGAGGAGUCGCUCAGGAAGAAAAAGAAGGCAGGGCGCGGCGGGAAGGACGGUAGCUGA
Messenger RNA from Phanerochaete carnosa HHB-10118-sp, 1140 nucleotides. RefSeq lists its product as uncharacterized. The record is from RefSeq and is a predicted model, not a curated record. Gene Ontology annotation, cellular component: nucleolar ribonuclease P complex. NCBI's taxonomy places the organism in Eukaryota, Fungi, Basidiomycota, Agaricomycetes, Polyporales, Phanerochaetaceae. The transcript is spliced from 5 exons. The coding region runs from base 1 to 1140 and encodes 379 amino acids. Gene Ontology annotation, biological process: tRNA processing. Gene Ontology annotation, molecular function: RNA binding.